UGAUGGUGGUGAAAAAGAAAAACAGAGUCGAAAGAGAAUAGCAAAAAGCACAGAACAAUCCGAAAAUGGCGGAACGCGAAACCUCCGAAUCCGAGGACCCCUCGAGUUCAGGGUCGGAGUACGAGGAUGCACAAACGGUAGAGGGCAAUGGUGUGAAGAAGAAGAAGGGUUUGUCGGAGUACGAGAAACAGAGGAUGUCGAGAAUUGCCGAGAACAGAGCCAGGUUGGAGGCUCUGGGUUUGCCCCAAAUCGCUUCCUCGUUAAAGGGUUCUUCGCAGCCUCACAAAGCCACGAAGGGCAAAGAGAAGAAGAAGAAGGUUAAAGAUGACGAUGAUGAAGAGUAUGAACCCGAAGAAGACGAGGGAGAACAAGUAUCGGGUUCUUCAAGUGAAGAAAAUGAGGACCGUAAAGACGAGGACUUUGCAAUUGAAAACGCUUCAGGGUCACGGAAAAGAAAGGUGAAGAACAAAAGUUUGAAAAAGAAAGCCAGAGUUUCUGGGAAGAAGCAUGUUAGUAAUUCAGAGUACAUUGAUUACGAUGAUGAUGAAGCUCUUAGGCAGGCAAUUGCUCUUUCCUUGCAAGACUCUGCAGAAGGUUCUUAUUUGCCUGACAAGAAUGUAGUGAACACCAGCAAGACCGAGAAAAAGGGAAGCGGUCAUGUUCAAGAAGAUAAGGGAAGAAAGAACAAAAAAUCGUUUGCUAGUCGGCUGCAACUGACUGAGGAUGAGCUCAUUGUACACUUCUUCCAGCUAGAUGAAGCAGGAAAAGGAACUAUAAGUGUAAGGGAUAUACAAAGGGCAGCUACAGCUCAUGAUUUUUUAUGGACAGACAAAGAGUUAGUUGAUAUGAUUCGCUACUUCGAUAGUGAUGGAGAUGGAAAGCUAAGCCUUGAUGAUUUCCGGAAGAUUGUUGUUCGUUGCAACUUGAUUAAAGGGUCUUGAAAAUCUUGAUAGAAUCAUGGUUAGCCAGAGAUGAUAGCACAUUGGAAGAUAUUACAAGGACUGUUAUAUAUAUAUAUAUAUAUUUCAUGGAGUGACACAGAUUUAGUAUUCCUUGUAUCCCAUUAUCACUAUAUAUAACUUAUAUUGUACUGUGCUGCUUUUCCUUUUCUGUAUACUUUGUAACUUUCAUGAGCUAUGUGUUCAUUUAUAACGUAAAAUGUAAUUCAGCAGCCUGUAAUUUGAUACCUUUUCAAUCUCCUAAUGUUUCUUACUAUUUCA
Molecule: messenger RNA, 1220 nt
Organism: Glycine soja
Lineage: Eukaryota; Viridiplantae; Streptophyta; Magnoliopsida; Fabales; Fabaceae
Exons: 7
Coding region: 66-941 (291 amino acids)
Molecular function (GO): calcium ion binding
Source: RefSeq, a predicted model, not a curated record